AAUUGAGGUACAACUCUCAGACGAAAUCAAGGUACAACUCGACGAAGACUGCAACUGAACCAUGUGCUACGGCAACGAACGACCGCCGACGAGAGAUGACCUCUUCGAGGCGCCGCCGCCGCAGGAGAACGAAGACAGGGUGAUGGCGGUGGAGAAUCUGAGGGAUCGUCUGGCGGAGACGGAGGCACGGCUGGAGCGAGCUAGGGCGCGGGAAGCGGAGCUCAGCUGCUGCCUCGAUGAGAUGAAAAAGUUCGUCCGCGUUAUGGAGAUCCUCGAAUCCUACCUCCGCCGCCAGUACGCUGAGCAGCAGGAUCGCCUCGCGCGCUUAUACUCUUCUUCUUCUUCUUCUUCUUCUUCUUCUUCUUCGCUUUUGGUACCUUCGAAAUAGCUGUUUUUUGCUUAUUAUUAUGCAAAGAAAUUAGGGAUUUUUAUCAUAGUGGAACUAGUUUGGCUAUGUAUAUUUCGGAUAUGGUGUUUAAUUUGAUGUGAAUAUCUGUUUCAUUGAUGGUGUUUGCUAAGCUUAGAAGAUUGAAAUUGGAAUUAGUUUUUUUUGUUUGUUUACAAUAGGGCAUUCGUUGAUUUGGGGAUUUCAUGUGGCUUUGACAUAAUUCUUGUUUCUUUUCGUUUGCAUUUGUGGAGAAAGAAUCAAACUUGCUUGUAUUACUGACAGAAUUUGAAGUAUGGAUUAGUUUACUCUUCAAGAAGAAGCUCAUUGUUACA
Molecule: messenger RNA, 720 nt
Organism: Salvia splendens (bonfire salvia)
Lineage: Eukaryota; Viridiplantae; Streptophyta; Magnoliopsida; Lamiales; Lamiaceae
Product: protein SKIP34-like
Exons: 1
Coding region: 62-388 (108 amino acids)
Source: RefSeq, a predicted model, not a curated record